CAAAUUCUUCAACGCUUUGACGAGUAGUAAAGGAUCAAUUCCGUUAAGUCGCAUUUCAGCUGAAUGCGGAAUCUCAGAGUCUUGCGGCCAAUUAUGGAAAGAUCAAUAUAUGAAUAUGGGUUCUGAAGCAAAGAGGAGGCUUCGGCCAAGGUCUGAGAUACUUGGUCGCACGUCAAAAGUCACUAAAUCGAUGUGCAAAAUGCUUUGCUCGCCUUCCCAGAAUCCUGUCCAAAAACAACCCUACGAAGCUCAAAUCGCAUACCAUAAUCUGCCUGUUGGAAAGCGCCAAUUACAACGUAAAAUAAAGGAGCUUACUAAAGGAGGUAGACGGUACAAGUGCGCGUUUAUCAAGAAGGCUAUAUCAGACAAAAAUCAAGAGGAACAAACAGCUUAUGGAGAUACUUAUCUCUAUGCUCCUCUCUUCAGGUUUUUUAAUCAUAUCGUAUAUACGGACGAAGCACAUGUCGACCUGACUUCUCAAGCUCAAGGCAGAAUAACAAGAGAGCAAGGAACGCGGGAUUUGCUAGAGAAUAUUAAAGAAAGGCCUCCGCUUAAAGGUGUUCAGUUUCACAUAGCUGCGUGGAUCAGUUAGUGGGGGAAAGCAGCCAAAUUAGAGUUUUAUAAUGAUGAAGAAGAUAAGAUUAAGCAUCCUCCUUACCCUUCAAAGCCUCGCCGCCGUCUAACAACUGAAACUGAAGAAGAAUAUCAUCGUCGCGUACAAGAAUGGGAAGCUGGGAAACCUCACAAUGUGGAAAUCAAAGUCAAAGGCAACGCUAUGACUCAAAAGUAUUAUGUGGACCAUCUUUUACCUAUUUACUGUCAAGCUAUGAAGUCUAUGCGCGACAUUAACGAUAAACCGUGGCUUUUGCAAGAGGAUAGCGACCCUUCUCAUGGUAUGCGCAAAAGAGGCCUCGCGCAAGAGUAUAAAGAGGCCUGUGGAACCCAAAACAUUGUCCACCCUGCUCAGAGCCCUAAUUUGAACCCUAUAGAG
Molecule: messenger RNA, 991 nt
Organism: Lentithecium fluviatile CBS 122367
Lineage: Eukaryota; Fungi; Ascomycota; Dothideomycetes; Pleosporales; Lentitheciaceae
Source: the annotation of a GenBank genome assembly